AUGGCAUCUGUUGAUCACAGCCUCGCGCCGAAUCGUGCCCAGCGUGGCUCUCUGGGUUCGAAGCUGGACGCCGUGCUGCAAGCUAAAGACCAAUCUUCCAAUGUGGCGGCCGGCGUUUCUUUGCUGGAGGCGUGCAUGGCCCAGUACGAGAGGAUACCGUGUCCGGAGCUGCCUUUGCACAAGAUACAGGCCAUCGCAGGCGGAAUCGAGGAAUCGUCUGCAUCCGUUGAAACUCCAGUCGUGACAGACUUUUUGGAGAAAGCGCUCAACUUCAUUUUGGAGGACUCGAUUGAGCUACAAUACUCCACCAGGGAGCACUAUGAAGUAGGUAUCGCAAGAUGCAUCUUCAGAAGGCUGAUAUUCUCUGUGCUAUUCACUCUGCUCAACCGGAUGCCCCGCGGCGACCGGAAGGAAGCCGAAAAUGACCUCUUCGGCAAACACGCCCCGCUCAUGGAGGCAGCAACCCACAAGCUGCUCACUAACAUCGACUUUGAGGAGAAGAUAUCGCUGGUGGAAUUAUUGUGGCGCGGUGUCCGCAGGGCUGGUAAUGCCAAGGCCACGAAGGCCAUGAGCACGAAGCCUUGUGUGGCAUUCAGGGGCAUUAAGUUGCUUAGUGCGAAAGAUUUCGAGAGGGAGGCUAUAUCAUGGUUAGAAAAGACCGGGUGCUUAAACGAGGACUUCGGCCUCUACAAACUAAAGGGUCGUUUGGAACUAAAAAUGUCGCAUGAAACAAUUUUUGAGCACGAUUUCACCGAGGUCAUUCUGACGCCUGCCCUGCUUAGGGUUCACAUCCUGGUUCUGGUCGAGCAGACCUGCUUGAAACUAGAAGUGCCAUUUUGUCACAUGAUUACUAUAAACAUCGAUGGCGAUAGUUUGGAGUUUGCCUUCAGGAUGGUACAUUCGCGCUUUAACACUGCUGGUCUGUGGAGUUUACCACUACAAGAAUGCGUAUCGCAACUGAUCGAUUCUGAUGAUUUGUUUGUCAUGAAAUUGAACUUUGUCGAUGCCAUAUCACCUCGCCUAUCGGCCGCUAUUAUGUCCGUCGGUAAAGUGAUUAACGUUAAAGAAGAAGAGGAAGAACUAUUCGCUGCGCAACCGUUCGUGCAGGACGAUGAGGCUGCUGUGUAUCAGAUUGUGUCUGACAGCGAGGAGGAGGAGGACGCACUGAGUGUCCAGGAUAAUGUGCAACUUCUCCCAAGCUCACUCACUUAUAAGGUGUCUGGGCGCCGCAAAGUGGACUCACGUCACGAUUUACAAGAUUCAGAUAGUAUAGAUGACUAUAAGUUCAUGGACAAGCUCUCUAAGCGUAUGGAUUGUAGGUUGCCGAAAGCCUCUGAUGCAGUCAACUCACAUGGUGCAGUUCCAUCAUCCCCCUCGACAUUGAGCUAUAAUCAGGCGUCGGUAUCGCUUUCUACAGAGGUCGAUGCAACUGCAUGGCCACACCACGGACGAGCCGCUUAUGGUACGCAACUUCUACGUGCUCCUAACGAUUCGAAGUUGAGCCUGGAGCACUACCGGGAGGUCAAGGCUAAGGAGCUUCUAUCAAUAUUCAAGCGAAUAUACCGUGACGAGUCCGACCAGGCAAAAGCUGAAAUCGCCAAGCUGUGCGCGGCGCAAGAAACUCAGCGGCGAGAAGCACAGGAGUCGUACCGCAAGGAAGUAGUGUCUCUCGUGAAGGAGAUCGAACUAAAUCACCAGGACCUCAUGGAUCAGCUGAAAAAGUUGCUGGGCGACUUUGACGCUCUGCGCAACAACAGCUUGGGCAAGGACGGCCGUAAGCUAGACAAGGGACGGGGUCUGGACAUCGGGAACUCCCUAAUCGCAAGCUCCAACGGUCUGAUAGAGAGCAUCCCCGUGAAAAAUUCGCCGCAGCCGGAUCCGGUUAGCGCGGCGGUAUCCUCGCAUCAGGAUGUUGUUAAGGUUCUAAAGACGACAAAAUUUGUAAAUGUUGCGAAAUUGGGCGAGUAUCUAAAUUCGGUAUCCGGCCCUAACUGUCGCGUGGUGGUCCAGCAAGUUCAGCAGGGGUCCGCGAUCGCAGAGCAGCUCGACCGCGCGCUGGAGGAGCUUCAGCAGUCUAAAGCUGCAUCGCCGACUCCCGGAUCUACUACGCCCGCGUGCUCAUAUUCGCAGCAUGCAACUACACCGGCUAGCACCCCUUCCGCUACACCCCCCCGUCUAUUGCAGCCAGUUUCCACUCCUGCCGCGGCAGCUGCUCAGACACUGCUGCAAGUAUACUCGGAAGACGGAAACAAGCCAGCAGCCUUCAUUCAACAGCAGUACCGAGCUACCGAGGUGAGGUCGACGGAGCACUUGUCACCCACUACACCGGUCCACCGCUCUGUCGGAUCAUCUGUGUUGACCCCCCAAAGCGGGGCGAACGUGGAUCCGAAUUCGGAACUUAAGGGUCGCGUUUCAUCGUUAUUAAUGCAGCUGAAGAACGUAAAUUUGGUUCCUAGCACUCCAGAGGCUAGGUUGGAGGUCGACGGUGCCCAGCACACAACAGUGGACACUUAUUCGUCCUUCCCCGAUGUUAACGUUAAGAAUGCAGGAGUACACAACGAUGGAGAACUCAGCAAAGCUAAUUCUCAGGAAUCUUCGAUGCGUAUUGAAGCCAUGUCUAACUCCCCCGUUGUGGUGUUGAAGUCACCUGUCACACCCCAAUCCGUGGCAGAGGAAUCAAGAUCGCCUUCGAAGGGGUGUUACGAGGUUUGCCAGGGAGCGAAUGACUUUUCUGCGGUGACAUCGUGCCAAAAUUCGGCCAUGUGUACAUAUAGGGAAACUCCCAACGUGGAAUCCACUCGAGGUCCCUCGCAGCAUGACUACACUAGCCUUCCCAUGCAGCGGCAGGGUUCUUCAGAGGAUUCCAUGUCUGCCCUGGCCGCGAGUAUGCAGAAACAAGCAGCUGUUCGGCCCAAUUACGAUACCUACAAUGAAGACAAAGUCGAAGGCAAAGUUGUGCGGAGGUUCAACGUACCUAUGCAUAAUGUCACUAAACCUGUGGAAGAACCCAGGAAUCCCAUGUUACGUCAAGAAAACGUUCAAGUUCCAACGUUAAACAUGCAGCCUCAGCAUAUGGGCAACCCCUCUAUGCAACACAUGCCCAGGCAACGCACCCAACGUGUCAAUCAUAUGCGCAAGGUAGGUCCCCGCAGAAAGGCCGUAGUGGUCGGCUGCAGCUACUACGGCGACCCUGAAGCGUGUCUACGUGGUCCGUGCAACGAUGCCAUGUUGUUUGCAUCAACAUUGGUCACCCACAUGGGAUACGACCCGGAUGAUGUUCUGCUGUUGAUCGACACCGAGCCUGCUGAGAUCUACACCCGGCAACUGGUUGUGAUGUCGUCAAGGCCAAAUCCGGCGCUUUCAUCGCGCCGCAACUCCAUGGAACGCCGAAAAACGGGCGUUAUUGGAGGGGUGUUGGGAGGCUUUAUCGACGAUGUGUUCAAGCGCGUGGUGCCCGACAGCGACUUGGAUGUGCCGGAGAUGUUGAUGCUCGAUUCGCCUGGUCCUGCUGUAGACGACUCCAAUCGACCAUCGCGUGCUAACAUUCUGAAGGCGCUAAGGUGGCUAGUAAGUGGCACCCGCCCCGGUGACUGUGGCGUGUUUUACUUCUCGGGGCACUCCGUACAGACCGACGAUAUGAGCGGCUGGGAAGGUGAGGGCUAUGACGAGGCGAUUGUACCAUGUGAUUAUAUGUCUUUCGGAGACCCGUCGCGGGGCGUCAUCCCGGCAGCACAGCUUCGCCAGGUUAUUCAGUCGGUGGACAAACGUUGCCAGAUGACCAUUGUCCUGGAUACCGUGGGCAUGCAGACGGCACUCGACCCUGCCGGCCGCAGCGGCCCAUGGCGCUACAUCAAGGGCGCCAUGUUGCGUGGCAUAUGGCCUCUAACCGAUGCCACUGGCAAGAUGCAGCGCGCAUCCUACGACGCUGAUGUGUGGCGCGAUGUUCAUAUGCAACAGCAGCUGGUACGGCCAAAGUUCCUGCCCAUGCUACAGGUGGACUGCGCCGCAGCGUUGUUGGACGGUUUUAUCUCGUCCAAUACCGGCGACGUAUCUUCCAAUUCGCUGUGCCUCGCCGCUGCGCCGUUCCAGGACGUUGCUGUCGAGGCGUUGUUCCGCCCGGUAUCGCUGAGCGGCAUUCCACUUGCGCCGAGUAUUUAUCAGGGAUGUGAGCAGGUUGUGUGUCAUGGCGUUUUUACGUACUGCCUAGUCACCACGCUGCUGAAGGAUCGUGCGUCCAAAAGGGGCGGUAUCACUGUGCGUGAGAUCAUAUCGGGAAUUCAGCGCCGCUGCAAGUAUUUGCGUUCUACGCGUUUGCCCAAGCUGAGCCAAGCGUGUGAGGCUACCGUACACCCGGCUGGUUUGGCGUCUGUUGAUGACUUCUUUUUGUCACCUUGGGGUGGCCGCGUGCUCGUUGACAGGACCCGCAAUAUCGCCGUGGAUAACCCUUUGAAGGCUCUCAGCGCCGGGUUGGGCGCGUUCCUGACGCUCCCGGAGGCUUGGAUGCAGCUGCACAACGAAGGUCGUAUGCGUGCCGUUGAGCAACGCGAGAAGUUCGGCCGGAUGCGCAGCGCCGUGGUGAACGGCAGCCGCAUGGUGACGGAGGACCUGCGCCAGAUGUUGCUGCAGCAACAACAGGCACAAUACGGCUACGCUUCACGCGUCCCGACUAACACCGUGAUGCUGGGACACGUGCCUCCGCAGCAAAGGAUGGAUGCAGGCAACAGCUGGUACGGCAAGGUAUCUGCGGCCCAAAGCCCGCAACAAAGACAGUCGCCAGAGUUCGAGCCGCGCCAGGGAUUCUACCCGACUCAGUGCCAACACCGCCGCCAGCAGAUGCAUGUGGUAACGCCGCACAACCACUACCAUCCGCAGCAGCAUUACGUGGUUGAGCAUACCAACAGCGUACCGAACCACGCCCAGCACUUCAACGGUCCUGCGACUGGCAUGCCUCUCGGGAUGACGUACCCCCCCGUUCACCACGUGCAACAUCACCAACCGGCCGAGGCAUACUUCGAAGCGUCACCGCCGCAGUUUGGAGCAUGCCAGCAACAGCAGCCGACGGCGCCCUUCAUGCACUUCGUCUCUCCACAUGAAGCGCAGAAGCACGAGCCCCGACGGAGGUCGUACCAUUGCCGCAGCAGCACCUCGACGAUGCCUGACAUCAACUGCCAAUCGCGUCCCACCGUCGUGCGCCACAACACAGGCUCCUGCAACCGCGGCAACGUCAAGCUGGCGGAACACAUCACGAGCACACUCGUGGCUCAGCUGCCCACCUCGCAGCACUACUAUUAA
Babesia ovata is the source of this 5292-nucleotide messenger RNA. Its product is annotated as ICE family protease p20 domain-containing protein, putative. Gene Ontology annotation, biological process: proteolysis. The transcript has 12 exons. Bases 1 to 5292 code for a protein of 1763 amino acids. Gene Ontology annotation, molecular function: cysteine-type endopeptidase activity. The record is from RefSeq and is a predicted model, not a curated record. Lineage: Eukaryota; Apicomplexa; Aconoidasida; Piroplasmida; Babesiidae.